UGACGUCACACGCAGCAGAGCCGGCACACCAACGAAGAAGAAAACGUCAGCCCCAUGCAGGAAGCAGAGGUGAAUGCUGCUGUGUGAAGGCUGUCAGUCAGUGUCUCCGCCUCCGUCUCCUCCGACAUGGCCGCCAGACGAGCUCUGAAGGCGGUGCUCAUCGACCUGAGUGGCACGCUGCACAUCGAGGAUACAGCCGUGCCCGGGGCGCAGGAGGCUCUCAGCAGGUUACGUCAGGCAUCUGUGGCGGUGAAGUUUGUGACAAACACAACAAAAGAGUGUAAGAGGAACUUACUGGAACGACUGCAGGGCCUCAACUUUGACCUCCAGGAAAGGGAGAUCUUCACUUCCCUGAGUGCAGCGAGGCGUCUGCUGGAGCAGAAACAACACAGACCGCUGCUGCUGGUGGACGACCGGGCACUGGAGGACUUCACUGGUAUGGACACAUCAGAUCCCAACGCUGUCGUCGUUGGACUCGCUCCCGAUCGCUUCGACUACCAGACGCUCAACGCGGCUUUCAGGCUCAUUCUGGACGGCGCUCCUCUUAUUGCCAUACAUAAAGCUCGCUACUACAAACGCAAAGAUGGUUUGGCUCUUGGCCCGGGACCGUUUGUGACGGGGCUGGAGUACGCCGCCGACUGUAAAGCCACCGUCGUGGGCAAGCCUGAGGAGACAUUUUUCACACAGGCGCUGUCUGAACUAGGCUGCAGCCCCGAUGAAGCUGUCAUGAUAGGAGAUGAUGCCAGAGACGAUGUGGGCGGGGCUCAGAAUGCAGGAAUGCUGGGUAUUCUGGUCAGAACCGGUAAAUACAGAGCAGGGGAUGAGAGUAAAAUCAACCCGCCUCCAUACCUGACAUGCGACAGUUUCCCCGACGCUGUUGAACACAUCCUGACGAACCUGCUAUAACCACACACUCCAAACUGACCUCUGACCUCUGCAGUUUCCAACAUUUACAGAGACUUUCACUCACACACAACACUGCUGAGCCCACUGUGGCUGUGAUACACUGUCAGUGUUAAACAGCGGAGGGUUGCAACAGAGAAAUUGCCACAGUUUAUUUAUGGUUUCCUCUAACUCUUUAACAUGUUGACUAUAGAUUUGAAUCAAAAUAUGAUGAGGAAAAUAAUCCCAGUACAAUUUGCCAUCCCAUAUUGAACUGAGAAAAAUGAGUGAAAAAAAUGAGAUAAAAACAAAAAGUCCAUUUGGCUGAGCCUACAAUGCUCCGACAUGUUUCCACCUAUAAGUUUGUGACUUAUAGAUGUAUAGACUGUGAAAAUUAUAAACUGCAUUAACAAUCCAUUGCCACUAUAAGAAAUGUGUUGUCUGGAAUUGUGCUUGAAUAAAAAAAGAAAGUAGUUGG
Molecule: messenger RNA, 1360 nt
Organism: Myripristis murdjan (pinecone soldierfish)
Lineage: Eukaryota; Metazoa; Chordata; Actinopteri; Holocentriformes; Holocentridae
Gene: hdhd2
Product: haloacid dehalogenase-like hydrolase domain containing 2
Exons: 9
Coding region: 127-906 (259 amino acids)
Biological process (GO): dephosphorylation
Cellular component (GO): cytoplasm
Molecular function (GO): phosphatase activity
Source: RefSeq, a predicted model, not a curated record